Molecule: messenger RNA, 939 nt
Organism: Helianthus annuus (common sunflower)
Lineage: Eukaryota; Viridiplantae; Streptophyta; Magnoliopsida; Asterales; Asteraceae
Exons: 4
Coding region: 1-939 (312 amino acids)
Source: RefSeq, a predicted model, not a curated record
AUGGUGGUGACGGCGGUGGUCGAUAGUAGUGGCAGUAGCGCUGGUGGCACCGGUGACGUUGAUGUUUGGUGGCAGUGGUUGGCAGUGGCGGCGACAGGUGGCAGAGGUGAUGGGUUGUGGUGGCGGUGGUUAGUUGUGUUCGUUGGUGGUGUCAAUGGCGCUGAUGUUCGGUCGCAGCGGGUAGUGGUGGCACCGGUAACGGAUGGCAGUCGCAGCAUGGUCAGUGACGACGUCAGUGAUUCACGACUUAGGGUUGCAGCGGUGGGUGAUUCCAGCAAAGUUCCAGUCUAUCUGGACCUUGACGAACUCGACAGCUAUCCAACUCCAACCUUAGUCAAGAAGGAGGCUCCUACUGCCACCAGCUCCAAGCCACUUCCAGCUCCCAAGGCCAACCCAAGGACUCGUGCUUCCACAGCGAAAAAGAGGAAGGGCCUUGAGGUCAGUGCUCCAAGCUCAGGAGGGUUCUCCUAUGACGAUCUCAGCUUUACCGAUUCCUUAGAGCCGAUGACAUCCUUCCUUAACAAGGGCCUCCAGCAUUUGCUCCACUUGUACAACGAUGCAUGUGGUACUGUCGCCCUCCAUGAAGCCAGGAUUAAGCAGCUCGAAACCACUGUUGCCGACCAAGGUGCCAUUGCCGAGGCAAAGAGCCGGCACUAUGAGGAUAAGCUGAAAAAGGUCACCCAGGAUGCUGAGCUCAAAUUGGCCACCAUGCAAAUGGAUCACGAUCAGGCCAUGAUCAAUUUCCGGGAAGGAAUCAAGACUUCCGCUAUUGUCUCCCUGUUACAAGCACGCAUCAAGAUGGCCUAUGAGGCCAAGGAGACAGGUCUUGUUUGUCCAUCCUGGCCAAUUGAAUCCUGGGUAGCCAAGCUGAAGGAGCUCGGAGGCAAGGCUGUGCCACUCCCAUCUGAAGCCGGCGAAUCUUCCAAGUUUGAUGGUUGA